Naumovozyma dairenensis CBS 421 is the source of this 957-nucleotide messenger RNA. RefSeq names its product trans-2-enoyl-CoA reductase (NADPH) TSC13 (gene TSC13). Gene Ontology annotation, biological process: very long-chain fatty acid biosynthetic process. The transcript has a single exon. Lineage: Eukaryota; Fungi; Ascomycota; Saccharomycetes; Saccharomycetales; Saccharomycetaceae. Bases 1 to 957 code for a protein of 318 amino acids. The record is from RefSeq and is a predicted model, not a curated record. Gene Ontology annotation, molecular function: oxidoreductase activity, acting on the CH-CH group of donors.
AUGGCUAGGUGUAUUACUAUCAAGUCUCGUUCAAAGAAUCUGAGAGAUACCAAAAUUGAAUUGGAUUUCGAUGCCUCUCCAAACACUUUAGAGGCAAUUCUACAAAAAAUAUCCGAACAAAAUAAGGGCAUCUCUAAGAAUAGAUUAAGACUGACUUAUUUGAAAGAGUCCAAACAAGUCCCAAUUACAAAUGAUAAAUUCUUUCAGGGAAAUGAAGAGACAGUUGGAGAAAAGGAGGAGUUAUAUAUCAAAGAUCUAGGUCCCCAAAUCUCUUACAGACUUGUUUUCAUUUUGGAAUAUCUUGGUCCAAUUUUGGUUCAUACGUUAGCAUAUUUUUUAUCCAAGCAACCAUAUUUCGUUGAACAUUUUCACAGCUCCAAUGUUCCAUACAAUCCAUUUUUGAAUAAAAUUGUGUACACCAUGAUUUUGGCACAUUAUAUAAAGCGAGAAUUCGAAAGUGCCUUUAUUCAUAAGUUCAAUUUAUCCACCAUGCCAUUAUUCAAUCUAUUCAAGAACUCUUUCCAUUAUUGGGUCCUUAAUGGGUUAAUCGCUUUAAGUUAUUUCGGUUAUGGAUUUGUUUGCCAAGAUUCUAAAAUUUUAUCGUUAUAUGAAAAGGCUCAUUUACAAAAUUUAAGUACUUUAAUUGCCCUUUUCGCUCUAUCAGAGUCAUGGAAUUUCUACGUUCAUCUGAAAUUACGUAGAUGGGGUGAUUAUCAACUUAAAAAGGGCACUGCUGAUCAACGUUUACCACUUAAUGAAGGUAUUUUUACUGUGUUCGUUGCACCAAACUAUACAUUUGAAGUAUGGUCAUGGUUCUGGUUUACUGUCGUUUUGAAGUUUAAUUUAUUUGCUAUGUUAUUCUUGACUGUUUCUACCGCUCAAAUGUACUUGUGGGCUCAAAAGAAAAACAGAAAGUACAAAACAAAGAGAGCUUUCUUAAUCCCAUAUAUCUUUUAA